Molecule: messenger RNA, 707 nt
Organism: Felis catus (domestic cat)
Lineage: Eukaryota; Metazoa; Chordata; Mammalia; Carnivora; Felidae
Product: serine/arginine repetitive matrix protein 1-like
Exons: 3
Coding region: 33-437 (134 amino acids)
Source: RefSeq, a predicted model, not a curated record
UCUCUAGACUUUUGGGGUCCCAUUUGAAGUUUAUGUUGCCUGCAUGGACAGCAGUCAUUUCUGCGGCGAGUGGGCGAGCGCAGGAAGAAUUCCCGAGGCCCGAAGCCGACGGCCGCCGCUUUGUCUCCCUCCAGUCCGGCUCCGAAGAGGAAAAGGGCAGCGCGGCGCCCCCGCCCCCCGCCCGCGGCCCCGGCCCCGCCCGCCCUUCCCGGCACCUCCCUCCGGCGCGCUCUUCCCGGCGCCUCCCGCCGUCGCCCCGCUUUCCAGGCCCUCGCUUUGGGGGUGAGGUCCCGACGGAGAGACGUUGGCGACGCCGAGGCGGGACCCCCAGGAGGACCUCUUGCUCUCCGCCCUUUACCCCUGAGUUACUUCAUCCCAAGGCCCCAGUGGGCUUUCGGGCCGGGAGUGACACCCAUCCCCGCUCCGAGAAAUGCUGAUGCUGAUGAUGCUGAAGAUGAUGGCAAUUUUUGAUAAUGAUGACGAUGAAGAUGCUAUCCUUGAAGACAAGGACCAGGAGGGAGCCCUUCUCUCAGAAUGGAGCCAGAGCCAGCACCACGGGCAAAGGGCUGAUCAGGAUGCAGCACUGCCUAGCAUGUGAUCUGAACUGGAGUUAGGCCACCUGUGACCUCCUCAGGGCUCCAUUCUAAUUGUUUGUGUGGCCUCACCAAGUGUCAAUUUCCUCACCUCUAAAUGGAAAGAUUACCUGA